AUUUUGAAAUGCACUCUUAAAAGAUCAAGGUCGUGUAGAGUAUAUAAAAAACGAGUGCGUAUUCAGGCUACGUCAGUCUUUACGGAUCCAUUGAAUGACAAAGAUGAACAAGCUGAUACUUUCAGUAUUUGUCGUUGUGUGCGUGGCGGUCGUCAGUGCCAAAGAUUUUAACGCGGAAUAUGUCCGCUACGACAUCGAUGAUGACCAGUUGGGCCGCCUGCAGUGGCCAAAGGACUGUAAGAGACGCACCCUGGUGAACUACGCCAGGAAUUGCCUUCUCAAGGUCUCAAUAAGAUGGAAUGGCUUCCGUGUCAGGGACCCAUCAACUAAAAGGACAAUCACAAGUAUUCCGUGGAUAGUCUUCAACAAUCAACGGUGCCGUGACAUCAUCGGCGCUUUGACAACCCGCUGUGAAGGUACAACGAGCACCUACAGACCUACCACUAUCACCUACAGACCUACCACUACUGAUGCUUCCUACUACAACGGCGAAGAAGAUUACCAGUAGACCGAGACACAUAGAAGAGAUGCGCAGAACACAUUUGACAACAAAUAUAUGACCACGAGUCAUCAGGAAAUAAUUAUUUAAACAUUAUGAAAAUACGAUUUAUUAUAAAACAUUCAUCCACACGGCAUGAUUAAAUAAAGACCGUGCUCUGUGAAAAAAGGGUUUAAUGCAUGUGAAAUCCGCACAGGCUAAUCAGGAACGACACUUUCCGCUUCUAUUGCGUUUUUCGUUUUAAGUUUCUUCUUAGCAACAAUCUAGUUUAGGCGGAAAGUGUUGUCCCUGAUAAGCCUGUGCGGACUGCAAGGCUUAUCUGGCACGACACUUUACGCAUGCAUUAAACCCCUACAGAGCACGGUUCAUAUUGAGAAAGGUGUGUAAUGUGUAUAAGCCACUUGAACAGUCAUAUCAUUUCUGCAGCAAUCUUUGUCUAGGCGUGCAUCCGUUGAAAUAAAAUGUCUACGUAUCGGACAAACCAUGUAACAUUUUAUAAACUUAUACUAACAUAUAGUCUCGGUAGUAUAUAUAUAUAUAUACUUAAUCGCUCCAAGGAAGUAGAGAAUUUAUAUUUUUUAACCAAAAUUUUAAAUUAAUACCCUUUGCUAUGAUUACUUUUUUAAAUAAACUGCUAUCGUAAUUAAAUAUCAGUAGCAACAUUGCAUUUUUGUAAUCGUUGAAUAAUCAAUUUAGUUUUACAUAUGUUUCUCAUGGAAAACGCUGCAGAUUAACCAAUUGAAAUAUGUACUUAUAUGUAAAAUAAGUAAUACUAACUAAUAAAAGCCAACUUUUAA
This is a messenger RNA of Dreissena polymorpha, 1296 nucleotides long. RefSeq lists its product as uncharacterized. Bases 95 to 508 code for a protein of 137 amino acids. NCBI's taxonomy places the organism in Eukaryota, Metazoa, Mollusca, Bivalvia, Myida, Dreissenidae. The transcript is spliced from 3 exons. The record is from RefSeq and is a predicted model, not a curated record.